This is a messenger RNA of Opisthorchis viverrini, 234 nucleotides long. RefSeq lists its product as hypothetical. The record is from RefSeq and is a predicted model, not a curated record. The coding region runs from base 1 to 234 and encodes 77 amino acids. The transcript has a single exon. NCBI's taxonomy places the organism in Eukaryota, Metazoa, Platyhelminthes, Trematoda, Opisthorchiida, Opisthorchiidae.
AUGUCUGUUGAUCGCGGAAUUGGUUGCAAUCCAACUGCAUCAAGCACAACUGUGUGUCCAAGAGAAACAUUUGCUACCUCUAAACCUGAGCUGGCCUGCAAAAAGUUCGGCACCGAAGAUUUAUUCAACACCAUGUCAUUCACUGGAUUCCUUGAUCCGUUAUCCCGUGUACCUUCCACCCCACCCUUACACUUUGCUCUGUUUAAGGGAGAUGUACUCGUGAUUUUCUCGUAA